Yamadazyma tenuis ATCC 10573 is the source of this 1570-nucleotide messenger RNA. RefSeq names its product zinc metalloprotease (gene STE24). NCBI's taxonomy places the organism in Eukaryota, Fungi, Ascomycota, Pichiomycetes, Serinales, Debaryomycetaceae. The record is from RefSeq and is a predicted model, not a curated record. Gene Ontology annotation, cellular component: endoplasmic reticulum membrane. Gene Ontology annotation, molecular function: metalloendopeptidase activity. Gene Ontology annotation, biological process: CAAX-box protein processing.
AAAUUGCUCCACGUAUAUUUUUCAUUUGAAUAACUCAAUGACGUACUCAUUAGUAAGUGUAUGUUUAAUCAUAAAAACCAGCAGAUACAAGCGAUAUACUAACCCACUCAAGAACUUGGGAUUUUUGGAUAAUCCAAGCAUCAAUUGGAAAACCGUGAUCGUUAGCUUCACGCUUGGUCAAUACAUUUUCGAAUCGUUCUUAGGCUAUAAGCAAUAUCAAGUAUUGAAAAGAACGGCCGUCCCUCACUCAUUGAAGGCAGAGAUUACACAAGAAACAUAUGAUAAGUCUCAAGAAUACAGCAGAGCCAAAGAAGGCUUUUCGUUCUUCACCAGUGCUUACUCCUUGAUUAAAAACCUACUUUAUAUUAAGUACGAUUUAUUACCCAAAUUUUGGGUUUUUAGUGGAGCUGUACUUAGUCACCUUUUGCCAGUGUUACCUAAGUUCAUGGGAGGAGUGAUCACCCAAUCGAUCAUUUUCUUGUUUGCUAACUCGCUUUUCAGUGAACUCACUUCUAUACCCGUUGACUACUAUAAGACCUUUGUAUUGGAAGAAAAGUAUGGAUUUAACAAGUCUACUUUGAGCUUAUGGGCUGCUGAUUUCUUCAAGUCGCUUUUGAUUCAGAUGGUGUUGCUUCCUCCAUUCUUGGGUUCAUUCUUGAAAAUCAUUGAAUGGUACGGCCAGUCGUUCGUGUUGUAUGCUUGCGGUCUUGUAUUGUUCUUCCAAUUGUUCUUCAUGACUAUUUUCCCAUCCUUGAUCCAACCUCUUUUCAACAAGUUUACUCCUUUGGAAGAUGGUGAAUUGAAGACAGCCAUUGAAGACUUGGCCAAAAAGCAAGGGUUCCCAUUGACCAAGUUAUACGUUAUUGAUGGAUCUAAAAGAUCGGGUCACUCCAAUGCCUACUUCACAGGUUUACCUUGGAGUAAGCAAAUCGUCUUGUUUGACACCUUGAUCGAACACUCUACUGUCGACGAGACUGUGGCCGUGUUGGCUCAUGAAAUCGGACAUUGGAAAUUGAACCAUUUACCAAGGAUGUUGGCAUUUUCCCAAGUCAACAUGAUGGUUAUGUUCUCCAUGUUUGCUGCUUUCCUUGGGAACAACUCGUUGUUCCAGUCGUUUGGUUUCUUUGGCCUCAAGCCAACUAUCGUUGCCCUUUUGUUGUUUUCAGAUAUCUUCAAGCCUCUUGAAUCGGGGUUGCAAUUCCUUCAAAACUUGUUGGUUAGAAAGCACGAAUAUGAAGCCGACGAAUACGCUAAAUCGUGUGGUUAUACGGACGACUUGGGUAAAUCUUUGAUUAAGUUGAACAUUGAAAAUUUGAGUUACGUUGAGGCAGACCCAUUAUAUUCAGCUUAUUACAGAUCCCACCCAAUUUUGUCGGAAAGAUUGAAUGCCAUUGGAUAUAUUUCCAAGGAAAAGGUCUCGAUGGAAAAAGAUACCAAGAGUGAUUAGGUUUGGUCCUUAUACUGCUGUUGAAGUUCUUUAUACUCUGAUCUCAUUUGUACGUAGCCCAAAUGUAUUUUACCAAUAAAAUGGUCCGCCAACCGUCUAUCACUAUCCAACCGUGAUAAGAAU